Molecule: messenger RNA, 3177 nt
Organism: Gymnogyps californianus (California condor)
Lineage: Eukaryota; Metazoa; Chordata; Aves; Accipitriformes; Cathartidae
Gene: CUZD1
Product: CUB and zona pellucida like domains 1
Exons: 17
Coding region: 1-3177 (1058 amino acids)
Cellular component (GO): membrane
Source: RefSeq, a predicted model, not a curated record
AUGGCAAAGUCUUACUUUGGCCCUGGCAGAGACGACAUCCACCUGGAUGAUGUGCAGUGUAGAGGAACUGAAUCUUACCUGUGGGACUGUCAGCACGCCGGCUGGAGCACACAUAACUGUGGACACAAUGAGGAUGUCAGCGUCAUCUGUUCAGUUACGUCUUCUGCAUCCACUGUCAUCACAGAGGAAACUGCCACAUCGGCUCCCGAAAUCCCAACCACAGUUUAUAAAGCCUCCUCAGGUAGCACAGGUGCCUCCUUUGCUUCCACCGCCGUCACGGAGGAAAGCAAGACAUCAGAAAUCCUGACUACGCUGCAGACAGAUUAUUCUGUCACAGCAACAGACGACUUGAUCACAUCUGCCCCAGUCACAGAGAGUACUGAGCCAUUAACAACUCCAACAUCGCUGUCUACGCUGAGCGGAGCAGAUACCUCCGCUCUGUCCCUGCGACUGGCAGACGGUGACAGCGGGUGCUCGGGCCGCGUUGAACUCUAUCACAACGGCAGCUGGGGAACGGUCUGUGACGACGCCUGGGAGCUGGCGGACGCCAAGGUGGUGUGCAGGAGGCUGGGGUGCGGAGAAGCUCUGCUAGCUGUGUCCGAAGCCCCGUUUGGUCCAGGCUCUGGGAACAUCCUCCUCGAUGACGUGCAGUGCAGAGGGGAUGAAGACGACCUGUGGGAGUGCUCCCACAGAGGGAUCGCUGUCCAUAACUGCCAACAUAAAGAGGAUGCCAGCGUCGUUUGUGCAGACAUGUCCCUGAGGCUGGUGAACGGAGGGGACGUGUGCUCUGGGCGCCUUGAAGUCUUUCACAACGGGAGCUGGGGAACCGUCUGCAACGAUGGUUGGAACAUGAAGGAUGCCACGGUUGUGUGCAGGCAGCUGGGCUGCGGAGAUGCUGUUUCAGCCAAAAUCGAUGCCUUUUUUGGGGAAGGCACAGGAGAUAUUCUCCUGGACAACGUGGAGUGCAGAGGGGAUGAGUCCUCCCUGGAGCAGUGCUCUCACAGGGGGCUGGGCACGCACGACUGCUACCACAAGGAAGAUGCUGGUGUUAUCUGUGAAGAUCUGCAUCAUAUUUAUGUGAAGUUUAUUGAGGAAAAUGAAGAAAAUUCCUGCCAGCUGAGGAUGCAGAAGGAAAUUGUUUUGAUGGAGGUUCUGGCACUAGAUGAAUGUCGUGUGUCUGAUCCUAGACGUCAGUGUAGGCUGGCAGGCCACCGCAUCUUUGUGGACUCAGCUGUUGCUGGUCCAAGAGAAAUCCCUCUGGAGCUUACCACACCUGAAGCAACAGGUACGGAGUACUUCAGUGUUCGUUUAUUUAUCUCAGGUUUAGUCAAAUACAACUUAUCCCGCAGCGGAGUGCUGACUCCCCUGGACUUCAGCAGCACUGAGCCGAAAUUUAUGCUCUCUCAGAGAUCCUUGCAAGCUGUUUGUUGUUGUUGCUGUUCUUCAGCAGGUGUACCUCGCUGUGGUGCUUCGUUUCAUGAGCUCAACAAAGCAUUAAGGAUUGAACUAAAUGCAAACGCAAACUGCGUCUGGCAAAUUCAGAGGAAUGCAAAUCAAACAAUUAGGCUCAUUUUCUCCUAUUUUAAAUUUGCUCCUUCUUCAAGCUGUGAAACAGAAAGUAUUAAAGUUUACGAUGGUCUCUCAACUAAUUCGCCUCUUCUUGGACAAGUAUGUAACGACACUGAUGCAGUCCCAGUACUUCAAUCAUCUUCAGACAGUGCAACUUUUGUCAUAACAACAAACUCCGUGGCUUUCACACGAAACUUCUUUGUCUUCUAUUACUUCUUUUCACCAGAAACAAAAGUUGAAAAUUGUGGGGGACAAUUAAGUGGUCCCAAUGGGACAUUUACCAGCCCCAACUACCCAGCAUCUUACCCUGAAUUUACAUACUGUGUCUGGCACAUACAAACAGAAAAAAACUCGAAGAUAGAAUUACAGUUCCAGGAUUUUUUCCUGGAACUGGACCAGAACUGCCAAUUUGACUUCACAGCAGUCUACGAUGGCCUCACCACUAACACUGGCUUAAUAGGAAAAGUAUGUGGUCGUGCUCAGCCCAGAUUUGAAUCUUCUUCAAAUGUUAUGACAGUUGUGUUGUCUACAGACUAUGCCAACUCCUACAGAGGAUUUUCUGCUCAGUAUACCAGUAUUCCGCUGCCAGGUCCUGUGGAGCCCAACACAUUACUUACGUGCACUUCAGAUCGCAUGGAAAUUGUUCUGAGCAAGUCUUAUCUGACCUCCCUUGGUUAUAAUGAAACUAACCUGCAGCUGAAUGAUCCAUCUUGCAGUCCAGUUGUAACAGAUUCAGUGAUCUUUUCCUUCCCAUUAGCCAGCUGUGGAACAACUAAAAAGGAUGAAGGUCAGAGCAUCACUUACACCAACAUCGUAACUCUCUCUGCUACUGGCACCAUUAUCACCCGUCAAAAGACCAUAAAGAUUAUUGCAAAAUGCAAAAUGGAAAACAAUUCAACCUUAGAAGUCAUGUACAUAACAAAAAAUAAUAUAAUCCAAAACACAACCGCUGUGGGAAGAUACAACGUUAGCAUGUCAUUCUAUGAUUCGGAUUCAUUCUCCACGCCUGUACAUCAGUUCCCAUAUUAUGUAGACUUGAACCAAACUCUUUUUGCUCAAGUCAGUCUUCAUUCCACUGACCCAAAUCUUUUGGUGUUUGUUGAUACCUGUAUAGCAUCUCCACAACCUGAUUUUGGAUCGCCAACGUAUGACUUAAUCAGAAGCGGCUGCAAUAAAGAUGACACUGUGGUAACCUACCCACCACUUGAACACUACGGAAGAUUCAAAUUUAACGCCUUCAGGUUCCUGCACAGCUUUGCAUCAGUUUACCUCCAGUGUGAUAUUUUAAUUUGUGACAGCAAAAACGCAAACUCUCGCUGUACCGAAGGCUGUCUCUCCAGGCAAAAAAGAGCUAUUUCUUCAUACACUUGGAAAACUAAUACCGUAGUAGGUCCCAUCCGCCUGAAGAGAGAUCUCAGGUCUGCUGAUUACUCAGAAUCCCUCACUAAAGCAGAUGCUGAAGAAACCCCGAACCUGCAACAAUACAGCUUGUACACUCUUUCAUUUCUGGUUUUAAUUUCAAAUAUUAUCAUUGUGGUAGCUGUGAUACUGAAAUAUCACAAACGCCAAGCAGGAUACGGCUACCAAAAAAUCCAGAGCUCAUAUUAA